GGCUCAUCACAAUAAAAGAAGCCCAUGAUAUAGAAGCCAGACUUAAUGAAGUGGAAAAGCUUCUAAAGACUAUUAUAAACAUGCCCUGGAAGUAUUCAAGGUCUGAAGUUGUCCUCACGUUCUUUGAGAGAUCUCCUUUGGAUCAAGUUCUAAAAAAUGACAAUGUUCAUAAAAUUCAGCCAAGCUUUCAAAGUCCAGUUAAAAUAUCAGAAAUAAUGCGAUCAAAUGGAUUUUGUUUAGCCAACACUGAAACUAUAGUCAUUGACCACAGUAUACCAAAUGGAAAAGAGAAGCACCUGGAUGUAGAUUCAGCAGAACAUUUGUUUGAAAGUGUUAGUGACUUUACCUCAGAGCUAGAAGACAGUGAUGAUCCAACAGCUUAUGUCACCAAUUUGACAUACUACCACCUGGUCCCAUUUGAGACUGAUAUUCUGGACUGA
Messenger RNA from Antrostomus carolinensis (chuck-will's-widow), 440 nucleotides. It is a transcript of the gene PXDC1, whose product is annotated as PX domain containing 1. Gene Ontology annotation, molecular function: phosphatidylinositol binding. The record is from RefSeq and is a predicted model, not a curated record. Lineage: Eukaryota; Metazoa; Chordata; Aves; Caprimulgiformes; Caprimulgidae. The annotation marks the transcript as partial. The transcript has 4 exons.